Molecule: messenger RNA, 1665 nt
Organism: Cokeromyces recurvatus
Lineage: Eukaryota; Fungi; Mucoromycota; Mucoromycetes; Mucorales; Mucoraceae
Product: major facilitator superfamily domain-containing protein
Exons: 2
Coding region: 1-1665 (554 amino acids)
Biological process (GO): spermine transport; transmembrane transport
Cellular component (GO): fungal-type vacuole membrane
Molecular function (GO): spermine transmembrane transporter activity
Source: RefSeq, a predicted model, not a curated record
AUGUCAGAACCAAAAAUAACUCCUAAUGAACUUGAAGCUGGUAAAAAGGAGCAUAGAAAUUCAAAUGUGAGCGACUCCAGUACAGUGCAUGAUACAUUUGUAAUUAAUGAACCAAUUCCUCUUCAAGAAGUCACUUCAUAUCGUGAACAAAUUCGUGAGCAGAUGCCUCCUGGUAUCCUUGCUACUCGUACUUUAUCUAUUAAUCGUUACUCUUCAAAAAAUACUGAACUUGAAAUAGUAAAUUCUCGUAUUAUGACUCAACAAUCUGAAAAGCAUCCUAUAAUACACUAUGUGAAUUGGGAUGAAAAUGAUCCAGAAUGUCCUUAUAACUGGGAUUCUAAAUUCCGUUGGAUGUAUACUAUUGUAGUUGCUGGUCUUGUUGUUUCUGCAGCCUUUGGUUCCUCUGUUAUUACAGGUCGAUUAAAUGGUGUCGUUGAGUCCUUUGGUUGUACAGAUGAAGUUGCUAUUUUACAGGUUUCUCUUAUGGUUUUCGGUUUCAUGUUGGGUCCUCUUCUUUGGUCUCCUUUAUCAGAACUUUUUGGCCGUAAGCCUGUUUAUGUAGUCGCUCUUGGCAUAUAUACCAUCUUUAAUAUUCCUUGUGCGGUUGCUAAGAAUAUUCAAACUGUAUUAGUCUGUCGAUUCUUCUCUGGUUUCUUUGCUUCAUGUUGUUUAACCCUUGCUGGUGGUUCUAUUUCUGAUCUUUUCCCUACUGAGACCCGUGGUAAUGCUAUUGCUUAUUUCGCUGCUGCUCCUUAUGCUGGUCCUGUUUUAGGUCCUAUUGUAGGCGGCUGGAUUUCUGUUGGUACUCAAAAUUGGAGAUGGAUUUAUUGGGUUAAUAUGAUUUUUGCUGGUGUUAUGUGGAUUAUUAUCUGUUGUUUACCUGAAACAUACCAUCCUGUCCUUCUUGCUAGACGUGCUAAACGUAUUAGAGCAGAAACCGGUGAUCCAACUUUUGUAACUGUUGAAGAAGAAUUCCCUGUGCCUAUCUCUGAAUUAGUUCAAGCUAACUUGAUUCGUCCUUUCAUUAUGAUUUUUACUGAACCUAUUUUGACUUUGAUGUCCUUGUAUAUUGCUGUCAUUUAUGCUUUAUUGUAUGCUUUCUUCUUUGCAUAUCCUAUUGUAUUUGCUCAACACGGUAUGAAUGAUGGUGAAAUCGGUUUGACUUUCCUCGGUAUCAUUGUUGGUACUUUCUUUGCUUUGAUGGUAACACCUCAAUUUGAAAAGAGGUUUAGAAAAGUUGUGCACGAUAAGAAUGGCUCACCCGAUCCUGAAGAUCGUUUACCUGGUAUGAUGUUUGCUGCACCUUUUGUACCCAUCUCUCUUUUUAUUUUCGCUUGGACUUCAUAUCCUUGGAUUGCUUGGAUUGGUCCUGUUAUGUCUGGUGUUCCUUUCGGUUUUGGUAUGGUUAUUGUGUACUAUUCUGCUAACAAUUAUAUCAUUGAUUGUUUCCCUCGUUAUGUCACAUCUGCAUUGGCUGCAAAGACUUUAAUUCGUUCUGGUUCUGGUGCUGCCUUCCCACUUUUCAUUAAUCAAAUGUAUGCUCGUUUGAAUAACGAAUGGGCUGGUACAUUACUUGCAUUUAUUUCUCUUGCUAUUUUACCAAUUCCUUUUGCUUUCUACAAAUGGGGCGCUAACAUUCGUGCAAGAUCAAAGAGUGCUUCUUAA